Molecule: messenger RNA, 450 nt
Organism: Monascus purpureus
Lineage: Eukaryota; Fungi; Ascomycota; Eurotiomycetes; Eurotiales; Aspergillaceae
Source: the annotation of a GenBank genome assembly
AUGUUUGCCUUCCUUUCCGUGGGCCUUCUUUGCUCUGCUGUGUUGAGUGCUGCUGCUCCCCAGGGCCUCUAUGCCAGACAGUCACAAGCCUUCGUGUUGGAAGAUGUCGCUUCAUCUCUGCUCGACAAUGAGUACUCCAUCGACUUCACCUUCAUGGAUCCCAAUACCGGAACCGAAACGUCCUGCCAGACUUCAUGGUCCUCGAGCAGUCCCGCCCCCAGCGAUGUCAUUUUCUGCAGCGACACCUCAUUCAAUUUCCAGCUGAACCCAUUCAUUGACACCAACAACUUCACUCUUUAUGUCUCUCACUCCACCGACAGCCUUUAUGGCUUCACGUAUCUGUAUGGCAGUGCCCCAUGGGAGCCGUCUAGUGGGCCCCUUGACUGUGUCGUCCCGGAACCUGGUGAGAGUGUAUGUCAGGCUACAUCGGUUUCGGUCCCGAUUUUCUAG